Molecule: messenger RNA, 1825 nt
Organism: Bactrocera latifrons
Lineage: Eukaryota; Metazoa; Arthropoda; Insecta; Diptera; Tephritidae
Gene: gt
Product: protein giant
Exons: 2
Coding region: 134-1633 (499 amino acids)
Biological process (GO): regulation of transcription by RNA polymerase II
Cellular component (GO): nucleus
Molecular function (GO): DNA-binding transcription factor activity, RNA polymerase II-specific; RNA polymerase II cis-regulatory region sequence-specific DNA binding
Source: RefSeq, a predicted model, not a curated record
UACAAAACUGUAUAUAUAGUAAAAGUGCAAAGUUAGUCGUCCAUAAUUUUGAAAGAAAACUUCAGUAAAGAUUUUUUUUUCAAAAACUGCCUAUACCAUAUAUUGCAGUGUUAUUGAGAGAAGUCAUAUAAAAAUGAUGAUACAGGAGAAACUCAUUUCGGGACAAUUCCUAUUUGAUUUGAAAAAUGAACACAACAACUUGUUGCAUUCAGCCACCGCACAGCACGCACGUCUCUCCGCACAUCAGUCCUUCCUUUCACACUCUCAAGCCUUCAAUCACAGCCUGCCGCUCACACAACAUGCGCUUCACCAAACACACGGCGCUCUCCCAGCCGCUACAAUUGAGCAGCUCGAACUCUACUCCGCCUACGCUUACCAACAACAGGCACAGCUGAUUGGCAGCACCGCACAAGCGGAGUGCGCUAGCCGACACCAAUCAGCAAGCGAGGUACUCGAUCUCUCACGGCGCGAUUCCGUUGAGACUGCAUCGGUACGUAAAACACCUUCGCCUUAUCAUACGAACUCAAGCAUCGAUGCCGAAUCGCCAGCGGGAUCACCAAUACACAGCCAACAUCAGCAACAGCUGUUGCAACCUAAUUUGCUUUACAACGCCCAACAACAAAUGGGGCGUCUUGCGCCGCCGCUAGCAUCCUUCUAUCCAGCGUUUUAUUCCUCAAUCGGUCUCGCCAAAGAAGCCACUGCAGCAACCACGCCACCAUUGGCAGCAGCAGUGACACCACCAGCAUCAAACGCAUCGCUUUACACCGCACAUACACAGGCUUCACCAAUCUCCAAUAAUUCCUUGGCUGUUGCGACCGCCGUUGCGGCUGCUGCCGCCGCUGCUAGCACAACGCCUAAUAGCAUGCUACACAAUCUCAAAACUGAAGCAGAUGUGCACAUGACGCCACUCUCGCCCAGCUCCAGCCAUGAUGGACGCAGUAAAUCGCCCGCAAUGCAGUUGGCAAACGUUGCCCCCAACAAUCCCACUACGCCAAACAGCAGCUCCGCAUUGAACCCGCUGAAGUCUACGCGCCCCUUCAAGGCCUUCCCACGCGAUCCGCUAGUUAUAGCCGCCAAUUUCGCCGCCACCGACGUGCUAUUGGACAAUCCGCGUGUCGAACGCUAUACGGAAUACCGUAAGCGCGUACUGGAGCAAAUACACAACAGCAAUGGUGGCGCGCGUACCAUCACCAACCCAAAGAUGCGUCGCAUGAAUUCACGGCGCAACAGUAACACCAGUAGCAAUGCGCCUGAGGGCGCCAGCAGUGAGGGUGAGGAACGUCAUGGCGCUGGCGCAGAUGAGUCCAGCGAUUGUGACUCCUCUUACACUGGCGGACAAGCGGAUAAAGUGAGUUCUUCAGCGCAUGCCAACAAUGGUGAGGAAAAUAAUAAUAUCGGUGCUGGCAACAGCAGCAGCUCGGCCGGUGGACAAGUAAAGGAUGCGGCUUACUAUGAGCGCCGCCGCAAAAAUAAUGCUGCGGCUAAAAAGUCGCGCGAUCGUCGACGCAUAAAGGAGGAUGAGAUUGCCAUACGCGCUGCCUACUUGGAACGUCAAAACAUUGAAUUGCUCUGCCAAAUCGACGCACUAAAAGCGCAGCUAGCCGCUUUCACUUCAAAAGCCGUGAGCGCGUGAACGAGUUUAGCUCGGUCGUGAUGGAAGAGAAGACAGGCAAGCAGGCAAAAGUAGCGUUCAACGUAGCCGCAAACUUAAUCCAGUUUUUAUUCAUUAAUAAAUCCGCAUUGAGGAGAUCCAAAGUUGUUGUAGAAGUCUGAUUAGUGAAAUGAUUACAAAAGAGGUUUAUAUGUUGUGAUUCUAAGGUAUACG